UCACACACACACUUCGGUCGGUGAUCUCGAGCCCUCUCCAUCCUCUCCUAAAGCAUUUUACUUUGCGCAUGUACAGGCAAACUGAACAUUUCAUCGACUCCAAGAUGGCGUUAACACCACUGGCUUGCGUUCUGCUUCUCCUCUCCAUGCAAUGCUACAUCAGCACCUUGGCAGUCAUUCUCAAGACGACAAAUCCUAAACCAUGGGUCAAUGAGUUUGAAUCGAUCGAGCUGUCCUGCAUGAUAGAGUCAAUCUCCACAACUAAACCCAGAAUAGAAUGGAAAAAGAUUAAGAAAGGAGAGCCAAGUUAUGUAUAUUUUGGAAAAGCAAUAUCAGGUGACUUGGAAAAGAGAGCGAAAAUUCGAGAACCUGCGACCUUAGUCAUUCUCAACGCAACAAGAGCCGACACUGCUGAUUACCGCUGUGAAGUCACUGCCCCAAAUGACCAGAAAUCCUUUGAUGAGAUUUUAAUAUCACUCACUGUAAGAGUGAAGCCCGUCGUGCCCAGAUGCUCCGUACCCAAGUCCGUCCCGGUAGGCAAACCAGCAGAGCUGCAUUGCUUGGAGGAAGAGGGCUACCCAAAGUCCCAGUACCAGUGGUUCCGCAACAAGGAGGAAAUCCCAGAGGAUCCCAAGAACAGCCCAAAGUUCAUCAACUCCACCUACACCCUGAGCAGAGAGACAGGCACUCUGAAAUUCAGUGCGGUCAAGAAGGAGGACGCUGGAGAAUACUACUGCAGAGCCAAGAACGAGGCUGGGUCCUCAGAAUGUGGACCACAGAUGAUGGAAGUUUAUGACAUCAACAUUGCUGGAAUCAUCCUGGGUGUAGUGGUUGUGGUGACAGUCCUUCUGUGUAUAAUAGUGGGCAUCUUCUGUGCCUAUAAACGAGGCUACUUCACCAGCCAGAAGCAGACGGGAAAGAAUUACAAAGCUCCAGCAAAUGGAGAUGGAGUGGACUAUGUCAGAACAGAGGAUGAGGGGGAUUUCCGACACAAAUCCUCAUUUGUCAUCUGAGAGGAGGAAGAUGGGUGAUGGAAGAGAUGCGGAAUUACGUUGAAAUUUACUGCCGCUAUUAUACCUCGCAGACACAAAUCCCCAAAUGAGGACAUCAACGUCGGAGCUGCCAUUGCACGUGCCUCGCUUUACGGCACAUCUGCAACAACACGAUUUGUAUUUGCCAAAGGUGACAAAUAAUCAUGUCUGAUCACUGAAUAAAAACA
Messenger RNA from Cyprinus carpio (common carp), 1219 nucleotides. It is a transcript of the gene jam3b, whose product is annotated as junctional adhesion molecule 3B. NCBI's taxonomy places the organism in Eukaryota, Metazoa, Chordata, Actinopteri, Cypriniformes, Cyprinidae. Gene Ontology annotation, biological process: cell adhesion; angiogenesis. Gene Ontology annotation, molecular function: protein homodimerization activity; protein heterodimerization activity. The record is from RefSeq and is a predicted model, not a curated record.